Molecule: messenger RNA, 536 nt
Organism: Vitrella brassicaformis
Lineage: Eukaryota; Vitrellaceae
Source: the annotation of a GenBank genome assembly
AUGUCUCCGUCUACUUGCCAUUGCGAGUCGGAGCCAUCAGGCUUCUGCUACAUCAACGUACGUACGCCGAGACAAUUACCUAAUGUGUGGUAUGGUAUGUGUGGAUUGUUAACGACAUUGUGUUGGCCAUCUUAGGGCUUCUCAAGUACCCCUCCCGCGGAAUGUAUGUGGACAUCGACAUUCAUCACGGUUGGCGACCCUCCUCCCGAGCUGGAGGCUCUUCUGGUUCUCAUCGAAGGCAGAGGCCGAGCUGGAAUCGCUGCGAGACUAUCAGCAGCAGCUUUCGCAGAUUCUGGGGAGGGAUGGGCUGCGGGUGCAGCGACUGAACGACAUCGUGCAGGUGCGUGCGUGGGUGGGAGGUUGGCUGCAUGCAGACGGAUGCAUGUGUGUUUGUGCAUUCCUGUCCUCAGAAUUGGGUUGCUACGCUCGAGGGGGGCAUCGAUGGGGAACCGACGGGUGGGUCCAAUGCACGUGUGUGCCUUCCACACCGACACUCACUUGCUUCGUUUGUCCACAGGCGGCGAGGGGCAGGAUGA